This is a messenger RNA of Myotis davidii, 1354 nucleotides long. RefSeq names its product mesenteric estrogen-dependent adipogenesis (gene MEDAG). The record is from RefSeq and is a predicted model, not a curated record. Bases 1 to 1116 code for a protein of 371 amino acids. Gene Ontology annotation, cellular component: cytoplasm. The transcript is spliced from 8 exons. Lineage: Eukaryota; Metazoa; Chordata; Mammalia; Chiroptera; Vespertilionidae.
AUGACGGUUACUGAGAUAGUCCAAGGGAAAAGUGAUGGAAGGAUGAGCAAACAUCAGCAGUGGAGGGUCUCUGAGCCUGUGGACCUUCAACGUCUCUGCACCUCGGAUGGCAAGGUCAUCACUAUGUCUUCUUUAACUGCAAACAUAGCCACAGACUCGCUGAUGGGCUACUGCUCUUGGUGCUAUGUGAACCAGUUCAAACCCUCAUUAUAUCUUACCUGGAUCAUGCCUCCAGCCUUCCUGCUUCAAAACAUCAUCUAUGUGGCCAUAACCAAAGUGUGGACGUGCGACUGCGAGCUGGCCCUGCUGCCCUUGGGCCAGCUGCUGCGCCUGCUGCCCGGCGCCCUCCAGCUGCGCGGGGACCAACUCGCCGUGCCCGGGUCCGGGGAGCCGGCUGCCACCAGCGGGGGCUUCAACGUCUUCGGCGACGGUCUUGUGCGCCUGGACGGGCAGCUCUGCCGACUCGGUCGCUACAUCAAGAGAUAUGUGGAACUGACCAACUACUGCGAUUAUAAAGACUACAGGGAAACUAUACUGAGCAAACCGAUGCUGUUCUUUAUUAAUGUACAGACCAGAAAAGACAUCUCAAAAGAAAGAACAUAUGCCUUCCUUGUGAACACAAGGCACCCCAAGAUAAGACGACAGAUAGAGCAAGGGAUGGAUAUGGUCAUUUCCUCAGUGAUUGGAGAAAGCUACCGGCUCCAGUUUGAUUUUCAAGAAGCAGUAAAGAAUUUUUUCCCUCCAGGAAAUGAGGUGGUUAAUGGAGAAAAUUUGAGCUUUGCCUAUGAAUUCAAAGCUGACGCAUUAUUUGAUUUCUUCUAUUGGUUUGGGCUCAGCAAUUCCACUGUAAAGGUGAAUGGAAAAGUUCUGAAUUUGUCAAGUACAAGACCAGAAAAGAAGGAGACAAUUAAAUUAUUUCUGGAAAAAAUGAGUGAACCAUUAAUUCGAAGGAGCAGUUUCUCUGACCGAAAAUUCAGUGUAACUUCUAGAGGUUCAGUAGAUGACGUUUUUAACUGCAGCCUGUCACCCAGAUCAUCUUUGACGGAGCCUCUUUUGGCAGAAUUACCGUUUCCAAGUGUUCUGGAAUCUGAAGAGACACCUAACCAAUUUCUCUGAUUGGACUGAACAUGUCUAGUUCCUCCUACACUCCAGGCCAACUGAAGGUUGAGGGGUGGAGCAGGGAGGUGGGAGGCAGGCCUUCCACCCUCUGGUCCACCCCUCUACUCCUCCAAGAGAGUGCUCCUCUCACAUUUCCCUGGGUGCUGCCUUGCCCUGGCAGGCUCCAUGUAGCUGACUUCAGGAUGGGAGGGCACUGGCCCCAUCGCUGGGUAUCCCCGCCUUUGAACACUUCUCC